GCCGCCGUGGGAGAAUCCGCUCGCGCGCGAUGUUGGCACUGGGCAGGCGGGUCCUUGACUGGCACCACGUAUUCCCACUUACCUUGUUUGGUUUGGCUAAGUGGACUCCUGUUCUUGGAGAGCAGAAAAGGAAGACUGUUGCUUUGUCAUGUAAACUGACUACAGCCUCCCAGGGAGGGAAGCUUAAGGGAUUAUCUUUUGUUGGACCCAAAAACUGUGUGCAAGAGCCAACAUGCAGGACACAUCUGGUUCAGAAGCUUCCUGAGAAGGUGGACCUGGAGCAAGGGUCCUUGGGACUUGAGGUAGUCAUUAGCUCUCUGCAUGACAUGGGUUUCACUGACACCCACAUUAAUGAAUUGCUCAGUAUACAGCCAGAUGCCAACCACAGACAGCUGCUGGACAUCAUUUCAGAAUUUAUUCUCCUGGGUGUGAAUCCAGAGCCUGUAUGUGUAGCCUUGAAGAGAUGUCCUCAGUUACUGAAACUGCCUAAAGCGCAAAUGAAGAAACGCUCUAGUUAUCUGCGAAAGCUUGGCUUGGGAGAAGGAAAACUACAAAAAGUGCUUUAUGGCUGCCCUGAGAUCUUCACCAUGCACCGUCGGGUUAUUGAUGGUGUCGUCCAGGUCCUCAAGGAGAAGUGCCUGUUCCCAGUGCAGCAAGUCACUGAGAUUUUGUACAGGUGCCCCAAUGUUCUUCGGGAGUGCCCCAAUGAACUGGAAUACAAAUUCCAGUAUGCUUAUUUUAGGAUGGGAAUUAAGCAUCUGGACAUAGUAAAGACUGAAUUCUUGCAGUACUCAAUAAGCAAAAUCAAGCAGAGACACAUUUUCUUGGAACGUCUGGGACGGUACCAAACCCCUGAUAAAAAGGGGCAAACACAGAUUGCUAACCCUUUUCUCAAGGACAUCUUCAGAGUUUCAGAAGCUGAGUUUUUGGCCAGGACAGCCUGUUCUACUGCUGAGGAGUUUGAGGUUUUUAAAAAGCUCUUGACCCGGGAGGAGCAGGAGGAGUCUGAGAGCGGCACAUCUGAUGAGGAGGAGGAAGAUACGGAGCUGCUGUGACGGGGACUGAGUGAAAAGGCCCAGGGAUGUCAAAGAACAUUCUCAUCUUAGAGCUUUCGCAAGCUUCCCUUGGAUCUUCUCAAGAAUUUCUUGCUGACCCUUUUUUUGAUGAAAAAGUUAUGAAUUAUCUUGGGAUGGAGCUCCAUAACCAAGUAGGGGCUGUUUCGGUACGAUCAGUUGUUGGGUUGUGUAUGAGGCCCUGCUCCAUCCUAAAUAAAAGAGCAGUUAAAAACCAGGGUACUCAAU
Dipodomys spectabilis (banner-tailed kangaroo rat) is the source of this 1301-nucleotide messenger RNA. It is a transcript of the gene Mterf4, whose product is annotated as mitochondrial transcription termination factor 4. Gene Ontology annotation, cellular component: mitochondrion. Gene Ontology annotation, molecular function: double-stranded DNA binding. Gene Ontology annotation, biological process: mitochondrial ribosome assembly; regulation of DNA-templated transcription. The record is from RefSeq and is a predicted model, not a curated record. The transcript has 4 exons. Lineage: Eukaryota; Metazoa; Chordata; Mammalia; Rodentia; Heteromyidae. The coding region runs from base 30 to 1055 and encodes 341 amino acids.